GUGAGGAACGCGACGUGAGGCGACGUGAAGCGACGCAACGUCGAGUGAGUCGCGCGUGCUGGCGUGCAGGCGGGGCGACGAAGGACGCGUGCAGAGCGUGGCGUAGCGUGGAGAGGCCGGCGGCCGCCGCUGGAUGCUGACCGGGCCGCGACGCCCCCGCUCCUUGCCAUGGACUCGGGGGCGCAACGGCAAAUGAAGGACGAGUGGCCGUCCCGAGUGGAGUCGGCGGUUCCCAUGGCGCCGCUCGCUCUCAGCCACGACCACUUUGAGUCGCAGUGUCAACAGCAGUACGGGGAGGUGAACCAGCUGGGCGGCGUCUUCGUGAACGGGCGGCCGCUGCCCAACGCGGUGCGCAUGCGCAUCGUGGAGCUGGCGCAGCUGGGCAUCCGGCCGUGCGACAUCUCGCGCCAGCUGCGCGUCUCGCACGGCUGCGUCUCCAAGAUCCUGGCGCGCUACCACGAGACCGGAUCCAUCCUGCCCGGCGCCAUCGGCGGCAGCAAGCCGCGCGUCACCACGCCCAAGGUGGUGGCGUACAUCAAGGAGCUGAAGCAAAAGGACCCGGGCAUCUUCGCGUGGGAGAUCCGCGACCGGCUGCUGUCGGACGGCGUGUGCGACAAGUACAACGUGCCGUCGGUGAGCAGCAUCAGCCGCAUCCUGCGCAACAAGAUCGGCGCGCUCGUGCACCACCCGCACCACCACUCGCCGGCGUCCGCGGCGGCGGCGGCGGCGGCCGGCACGGCUGCGGGGGCGGCGGUGGUGGCGGCGGCGGCGGCGGCGGCGCACCACCCGCACCUGUACGGCUCCAUCUACCCGGCGGCCGCCUACCCCUACCAGCCGGCCGGCCCGGGGCCCGCGGGCAAGGUGGCCAGCGCACCCGGGGCCUCCCCGCCGUCCGUGGCGGCGACGGCGGGCGGCGCGCUGGCGUGCCUCCAAGGAAAGAGGCGGCGUCGGGACGCCGCACAGACGCCGCUCUGUGUGCGCCACAGCGCGCCGUUGUGCCGCGCGUCACGUCUGCGUGGCCAGACGAUAUACAGCCGGCCGGCCAGGUACGCCGUCCGUGCCAACUACGCGAGACGAGUGGUCGUCGCUGCGCGCGCCUUCGCGGCCUACGGAACGCACAUCUUUCACCGCCGCUCAGGAGUCGCCACUGCGUUCGAGUGCUUCCACUCUGUCAAAGACAGCUACAAACCGAUAACCGUCGGACAUUGUUUAUCUGUGCCGCAAUGUUAA
Schistocerca nitens (vagrant locust) is the source of this 1230-nucleotide messenger RNA. Its product is annotated as paired box protein Pax-1-like. Gene Ontology annotation, molecular function: RNA polymerase II cis-regulatory region sequence-specific DNA binding; DNA-binding transcription factor activity, RNA polymerase II-specific. The transcript has 5 exons. The record is from RefSeq and is a predicted model, not a curated record. NCBI's taxonomy places the organism in Eukaryota, Metazoa, Arthropoda, Insecta, Orthoptera, Acrididae. The coding region runs from base 169 to 1230 and encodes 353 amino acids. Gene Ontology annotation, biological process: regulation of transcription by RNA polymerase II; anatomical structure development.